AUCGGCCCUGUUCCUAUCUUCGAUACGCCAUCGUCGGAAUCGGCGGUAGGACAUGAAAUGAGAAUGCAGAUCAUUACAAUCUUUGGUGCCACUGGGAAUCAAGGGAGCUCUGUCGCCCGAUCACUGCUCCGAAAUCGAUCUUUUGAGGUUCGGUGUAUCACACGGAAUGCGGAGAGUAAGAAGGCCCAGUUGUUGAAGGCGCAAGGGGCCGUCAUUGUCGAGGCCGAUGGUUACGACACCAGCCAGAUACAACAGGCAUUCUCGGGUAGCUGGGGUGCCUUUGUGAACACGAACGGAGACGAUCCGUCACUUGCUUCAGAAAAUAGGACCGAUCGGGACCUGGGGUUGAGUAUCAUUCGAGGUGCGGCAGCAGCUGGCGUCAAGCAUUUGGUCUACAGCUCUGGACCCUGGGCUGCCAAGCUGAGUGGUGGCGCGUGUAGUGUUCCCUCAAAUGACGCAAAAGCCGAGGUCCAGCAUGUUGCCCAAGGCCUCGGGUUUGAGACCGUUACCCCCAUAAUGCCCGGCUGGUUCUUCGAAACUUUUCUAGAGCCCCAGAUGGCUGCCAUCUUUGGAGGCUUUCCUGUCACACCAGACGAGGAGGGCUGGCUGACCUGUCGGGCACCAUUAUGGGGCGGCCGAGAGCACGUACCCUUCCUGAGCGUCGACAAUGACUUUGGCGACAUCGUCCAUGGGGUGUUUCUCAAUCCAGUCCGGUGGAACUUGCGCCCCAUUCAGGCUAUCAGUGACUUCUUGUCAUUCGCGGAUUUUGUGAAUACCUACGUUUCGCUGACUGGGAAGAAGGCUCGUUUCGUUGCCCUUUCAUCUCCCAUGGAGAUGGAAACAAUGGGACACCCCUUGCUAGAGAGUAUCCGUGGCUUCUUCAUCUUUUCACAAUUGCGAGAUGGGGAAUACUUCGGUACCGGCCCGACAGAGAAAGAAACUGCGACGGCCUUGAAACAGGCCGCCCACAGAGCACAAGCCAAUGACAGAAAGGGGGAACAGGCUGCGCUGACCAGUGCUCGGGACUUUUUGCAGGCUCGCUUUGGUAACAGUAAGUGA
Molecule: messenger RNA, 1059 nt
Organism: Aspergillus japonicus CBS 114.51
Lineage: Eukaryota; Fungi; Ascomycota; Eurotiomycetes; Eurotiales; Aspergillaceae
Product: NAD(P)-binding protein
Exons: 5
Coding region: 58-1059 (333 amino acids)
Source: RefSeq, a predicted model, not a curated record